Myotis davidii is the source of this 2030-nucleotide messenger RNA. Its product is annotated as zinc finger CCCH domain-containing protein 18-like. NCBI's taxonomy places the organism in Eukaryota, Metazoa, Chordata, Mammalia, Chiroptera, Vespertilionidae. The record is from RefSeq and is a predicted model, not a curated record. Gene Ontology annotation, molecular function: metal ion binding.
GGGUACCGAUGGAUGUGGCUGCGAGCCCUGAACGGGACCCUCACUCUCCAGAGGAUGAAGAGGAGCAGCAGCAAGGGCUCUCGGACGAUGACAUUUGGAGAAAAAUUGGGUUUGAUCAGGAUUUGGACAAAGCUGCAGGGAGGGCUUCUGGUUUGGAGGAUGAAGAAAAUGCUGUCCUGGGACUGAGCCAGGAGGAAGAGGAAAGUCGCUCUGAUGAGGAGGAUCAGGACCAGGACUCUGAGCCUCAGGAGCUGAACAGGGGCCCUACGAGCCCCCCACAUGCAGAGGAAGGGGAUGGGGGGGAGGAAGACCGCACAAGUGAUCUGAGGGACGAGGCCUCCUCGGUCACCAGGGAACUGGACGAGCAUGAGUUAGACUAUGAUGAGGAGGACCCUGAAGAGCCAGCCCCCACUGGGCAGGAGGACGGAGCAGAGAAGGCUGGGGCAGAGGAGGAUGAGGAAGAGGGAAAGGCCGAUGUCCACAGUGUGGAAGGAAAGGAGCCCCUGGAGGCAGCCAAGGAGAACAAAAAUGAGGAGGAUGACGACGGGGAGAUGGAUGAUGAUGAUCUGGAAGAGGGCGAAGUAAAGGACCCCAGUGACAGGAAGGUGAGACCUCGUCCCACCUGCCGAUUCUUCAUGAAAGACGUUAAAGGGAACUGUACCUGGGGAAUGAACUGUAGGUUUAUACACCCUGGAGUCAACGACAAGGGCAACUCCUCCCUCAUCACCAAAGCCGAACCUUUCCCGCCUAACGGUGCCCCACCUCUCGGACCUCACCCACUGAUGCCUGCGAACCCUCGGGGUGGGCCCGUAGUUGAUGAAAUGUUGCCUCCACCCCCUCCAGGACCCCCCACAGAGAGCGCCUGGGAACGAGGACUUCGGAGGGCAAAGGAGGUUUUAGAAAAAGCAACCAUUGGAAAAGAACAGGAGCCUGAUUUGGAAGAGAGAAGGUUUACUGUGACCAUUGGUGAGGGUGAACGGGAGUUUGACACGGAAAAUGCUGUUUUCCGAGAUUGGGAUUACCGGAUUACAAGAGGUGCCAGAGACACAACACUUGGGCCGUAUGCAGAUCCUCAUCAUGAUCAUGAAAUAGGCCGGUUCCGGGGGGGCGGGCGGAAUGAGAACUUCAGGGUGCGAUAUACAGAAGCAGAGCCGCGCCAGAAUUACCGACGGGAAAGGGAGCGAGACCCAGUGCGCGACAAGGAGCGGCGGCGGCGGGAGGAGUGGGCGCGAGAGCGAGCCAAAGGGGACGAGGAGGACAGACAGCACCCAGACAGAGAGAAGGAGCCAAAGCCCCGCUCCCCACCGCCCCCAGGCCGACACCCGUCUCCCUCCGCGGGGCCACAGGUGAAGCGAGCGGAGGCGUGGAAAGACCCCUGGCGCCGGGCCAAGUCUCCCAAGAAGAAACUGGGUGCCUCGGCCUCCCUGAGCCGCGCACGAAGGCGUCGAAAACAGUCAGCCUCCUCGGCCUCUGCCUCCCAUGCCCCCAGGUCGUCCUCACGGUCCUCCUCCUCCUCCUCCUCCUCCAUGAGGUCAUACUGGAGCAUGACCAAUAUGACUGUCCUCAUGAAAAGAGGAGGGGGAGUCCCACAGGGGAAAUGCCAGUUGGUGACAGAGGCAGAGCUUAGAGGGAUACAGAUACGAGCUAAGGAACGCAAAGGAUUGAUGGUCAGCACCAGAAGCUGCCAUGUUGCUAAGUUUUCUCAGUCCAGGGAGAUGGGGAGACACCGCAGGAGGAAAUGGUUUGUUUCCUGUUCAGCCAGCAUCACCCAAAAGCCACCACCUUCUGCCUGCAACCGCAUUGGACAACGUUUGGUGAAGACAUCUGAUGAGGCACCUCCCUGGGAAAAGCCUUUCCUGGCAUCUUUCAGAGUGGACUUCCUGCAAGUUCUACCGGAACCACAGCAAUCCCACCAUCACCCAGCAAGCACAGUCAUGGUCUGGGUCUCAUUUCUGGUUGUUACAGAAAAACCGGACCAGAUCCUAACCAGAGAGUUUGGAGUUACACUUUAUUCACCACGGCGGGCUUAG